This is a messenger RNA of Penicillium griseofulvum, 522 nucleotides long. RefSeq lists its product as uncharacterized. NCBI's taxonomy places the organism in Eukaryota, Fungi, Ascomycota, Eurotiomycetes, Eurotiales, Aspergillaceae. The coding region runs from base 1 to 522 and encodes 173 amino acids. The transcript has a single exon. The record is from RefSeq and is a predicted model, not a curated record.
AUGGCUCCAUCCGCCGAUCCCGUUCCUGUGCCCACCCUUGCCAACUUCCCUCCUCCGACCCAUCCCGAAUGUCUGCGUGUCAACCGCAGUACAAAGGCAUUUGCCAGUGGAGCUUAUUCUCUCGUUGACCUCCCCGCGGGUGCGGUCUUCGCCAAGAUUACUACGGCAACUCCCGGAAAGAAGGCCUACACAAGUGUGCAAACUGGCCGCGACACCCAUAUCGAACUCAAUUCCGACCUAGUCUACUGCAACCACUCAUGUGCACCAUCAUUGGUCUUUGACAUGGCCCGUAUGGAGGUGCGGGUCGUGGACGACCGUCCUUUGAAGAUCGAUGAUGCCCUCACCUUCUUCUACCCCAGCACCGAGUGGGAUAUGGACCAGGCAUUCCAGUGUACCUGCGGGGCAGGUGAAGGAGUCUGCAGAGGCUACAUCUCUGGGGCCAAGAACAUGUCCAGCGAUCAGUUGAAGGGCUACUGGCUCAAUGACCAUAUUUCCGAAUUGUUGAAUGAGAAGGCCAAUUGA